AUGUUGAACCACUCGCUGUAUCCUGAAAACUAUCGACAGAUAGGUGAAAGUUUCGUUAUGGAGUACUACGAUACCAUGCAGCGAGAUAGAAGCUCUCUCAAACUUUUUUAUCACAACCAAGCAAGGAUGACAUACGAAGGUGAUGUGUUAGUAGGUCAAGAUAAAAUUGGUGAAAAGUUUCUUUCACUUCCUGCUAAUAAAAUUCAGGUGGGUAUAACUAAUGUUGAUGUUCAUCCAAACGAAAAUUCUGUUCUUAUUUUUGUUUGUGGACAAGUUCAGUGUGAUGAAGAUCAGGUACUACCGUUUUGCGAAGUGUUUUUCCUACGCAAAUUUAACCAUUGUUUCCUCAUCACCGAUUCUAUGUUUCGUUUGGGUUUGCAUAAUUUCUAA
Messenger RNA from Schistosoma mattheei, 390 nucleotides. NCBI's taxonomy places the organism in Eukaryota, Metazoa, Platyhelminthes, Trematoda, Strigeidida, Schistosomatidae. The record is from the annotation of a GenBank genome assembly.